AUGGCUCCCGGCACGGAGACUGUCCACUACAUCCACCUGCACAAUUCCAGCCAGUCUGUGCUGGAGGCCUUGCGUACCCAAAGACGCGAGGGCCUCUUUUGUGACGUGACGGUGCGCAUCCAUGAUGCCUCGUUGCGGGCCCACGCGUGCGUCCUGGCUGCUGGAAGCCCAUUCUUCCAGGAUAAGCUGCUUCUGGGACACUCUGAGAUUUCAGUGCCACCCCUGGUACCCGCUGAAACCGUCAAGCAGCUGGUGGAUUUCAUGUACAGUGGCUCGCUGGUGGUGCUUCAGUCACAGGCGCUCUGCAUUCUCACUGCCGCCAGCAUCCUGCAGAUCAAGACAGUCAUUGACGAGUGCACGCAGAUCAUCUCUCAGAGGAAGGCGGCUAGCGCAGCUGCUGCUGCUGCUGCUGCGGCAGCAGCAGCUGGAGGAGGAAUGCUGGGCGGCGUCCUCCCCAAGCAAGAGGAGCGCGGCAGUGGGGGGAAAGGAAGAGAGAGCAGUGGAAGCUGUUCGGGUGGCAGCAGCGGAGGAUACCCGAACUUCCCCAACUUCAUGGUGGAGUGUGGUGCCAGUAACAUGGGUGGUGAGAGCGGGCCCAGGGUUCCUACUCAAGAACCGUGCGGGCCCUUGGAGCAGGCCAACAGUCUGAUGGCGCUAGGGGACAUGGGCCAGGCGACCUUGUGCGGCAGUGAGGGUUUGGGCGGCAGCCUCAUGAAGCAGAGCCCCAGCUGCACACAGGACGUCCGCUACAAGCUGCGUGACCUACUGGCCCAGACGGCAGACAACCAGGUUGCCGGCCAAGCAGGCAGCCUGUCUGCAAGCUGCAGCUCGGGUGUGGGGAGUGUAGACAGCGUCGGUAGAGACAGUCUCCGUGGCAAUGCCACCGACCUCUCUGAUGACUUGGUGGGCAUUGAGCACUUCAGUGAGGAGGAGGAUUUGGACGGCAGGGAGCGUGGCAGAGACGGAGACCGAGACAGGGGAGCCAACCACAGCCGCAAGCAAAGGCAGCCACUCAGACUCCAGGUAAACGGAAGCGAGGGUGUGGUAGUGAAGGACGAAGGCGUGCAGGAUGCCGAUGGGACGGCCUUUGCCCUGGAGGACGGCAGGCGGGAUGUAGCGCAGGGUGGAACCCAGGGAGCAAUGGCGGGAUUUGGACAGGACUUUUAUGAUGAGCAGGGCGUCUUCACUGAGAGUUUCUGGCCGCAGAGCGAACCUCCUCAGCCCAUGGCGUUUAAUCCCAGAGGACGGGUCAGCAAGCCCCUGACUCCGCCCCCAACUUCACAGUCCAUCAACAAUCAGCUUCUUUUCCAGUACCCAGUAAGCCAAUCCCAGCCGCCGCCAUUCUACAUGGGAGGGAUGGACACUAUGGCGGGGGCGGAACCCAGCCAACAGGCGCCGCCCCCAACCCCCAUGACACCGGUGCCACCGCCUGCCACCAACACGCCAGCUGCCUGCUCUUCAGGCCCAUCGCCUUCCUCCCAAGGAUCCGAGACCUCCUUUGACUGCACACACUGUGGCAAAUCUUUACGUUCCAGGAAGAACUACAGCAAGCACAUGUUCAUCCACUCUGGCCAGAAACCUCACCAGUGCUCCAUCUGCUGGCGCUCCUUCUCCCUGCGUGACUACCUCCUCAAGCACAUGGUGGUGCACACGGGUGUGCGGGCCUUCCAGUGUUCCAUGUGUGGCAAACGCUUCACGCAGAAGAGCUCACUCAACGUGCACAUGCGCACGCACCGUGCCGAGCGCACCUUCCAGUGCAACGUGUGCCACCGGGCCUUCACUCAUCGCACCUUGCUGGAGCGCCACGCCCUGCAGCACGCGCCCCAAGCCCCGCCAGGGCGCGGCGCCGAAAUGACCUCUCCCACCAAGCACAGCCCUCCCGCAAUGGGGGGGCCCUCAGGUAUGGCUGGAGCGGCCAGCAUGGUCGGUGGCAUGGCCAACAUGCCAGGCCACAGCGCUGCGUCCAAUUAG
Nerophis lumbriciformis (worm pipefish) is the source of this 1971-nucleotide messenger RNA. The record is from RefSeq and is a predicted model, not a curated record. Lineage: Eukaryota; Metazoa; Chordata; Actinopteri; Syngnathiformes; Syngnathidae.